Molecule: messenger RNA, 1034 nt
Organism: Daphnia pulex (common water flea)
Lineage: Eukaryota; Metazoa; Arthropoda; Branchiopoda; Diplostraca; Daphniidae
Exons: 4
Coding region: 45-710 (221 amino acids)
Source: RefSeq, a predicted model, not a curated record
CGGCUAUGUGAAAUGAAACACUGAACGCGUGCCAAUAACAAAAUAUGCUCCGGAAGAUGAUGUACUUCUGCUCUAUCGCUGUGUUGGUGAUGCUUGCGGAACUGUCGAGCGUCAGCGGCCACGGCUACAUUUGUGAUCCUCCGGGCCGGUCUUCCAUGUGGAGGAAGGAGUGCGGCGGAUUUUCUACACCGACAAACGUCAACGACAUGGGUCUCAACUGCGGAGGAUUAGAGGUCCAAUUUAACGGAGUCAAUCAAGGGCGAUGUGGCGAAUGCGGCGACGAAUGGAGUUUGCCGCGUCCGAGAUCUAACGACGAAGGAGGCCUCUACGGUACCGGAAUUAUCGGCAAAACUUACAAACAAGGAAGUGUUAUCAAUACGACCGUGCUGUUGACAGCCAACCAUUUCGGCUACUUCACAUUCCGCCUCUGCCCGAAGACGUCCGCCCAAGAGCUUGUGACCCAAGAGUGUUUAGAUCUGAAUUUGCUGACGUUUUCAGACGGAUCCACGAAAUUCCCAAUUCAAACGCAAGGUGUGUAUUUCUACCCGAAGGUUCAAUUGCCGGCGGGUUUGACUUGCAGCAACUGCGUUCUCCAGUGGCGUUACACAGCCGGCAACAAUUGGGGAAUUUGUGAGGAUGGUAGUGGUGCUGUCGGCUGUGGCGAUUAUCAGGAGACGUUCGUCAAUUGUGCUGACAUCGCCAUCGUUUAACUUCGCUCCAAUAAUGAAAAUCAAUUGCAGAUAUUCCGACUCGACAAUUAUCCGAAUUUACCUGACUGGAAAUAAUUAGAUCGUUGAACAGCUAGUGAAAUUUCGAACAUUUUAUUUUGAGCUCAAUUUUCUCAAGAUCGAAUUGAACUAGUUAUUACGAAUUAUUCCAGAUUUAAUUCAAAUACAAUUCUUUAAGGGGAAUAUAAAGAUGCCAAAUUAUGUAGACCACCUUUCUUUAUAUUAGUUUCAAUAUAUUCCAAUGCAUAUCAAAUUCCUGUACAUAUAAAAUAUACUACAUCAUGUCGGUGCCACUUUUAACCAAAA